ACUGCCCGAGUCAGGCCCGCGCCGCGGCCCGAGUCAGGUCCCGCGGCCACCGGUGCUGGGGCCGCCACCCGGCUCCAGCCGCCCUGCGCGGGAGCCGCCGGCCGCGCGCAGCCCGCCCGCCUCCCGGAGCAGCGCGGCGCAGGCGGGGUGCGGGCAGCCGGGGACCUAACUCGGCGCGGCGCCGCCGGGCGCUAAGGCGGCGCCGCAGGACCCGCGCGGCUCGGCCGGGCGGCGGCGAUGCUGUGGCCGCGGCUGGCGGCGGCCGAGUGGGCGGCGCUGGCCUGGGAGCUGCUGGGCGCCUCGGUGCUGCUCCUCGCCGUGCGCUGGCUGGUGCGACGGCUGGAGAGGCGGCCGCGGGGCCUGGGCCCCGGCGCGACCCCCGCCCCGCCGCCCUGCGCGGCCGCGGCCCCGGGCCCAGGUGAUGUGACAAUGGAUGCUGUGUUGGCUCAGUUAAAACUCCUGAGUCCAGAUGACCUCAGAGAAGAAGUUAUCAGAGCUGGAUUGAAAUGUGGCCCCAUUACAUCAACCACAAGGUUCAUUUUUGAAAAGAAACUGGCUCAAGCUCUUCUAGAGCAACGUGGAGUGCUGCCUUCCUCUCUUCCUGACCUCAGGGGGACAGCCGCCGCAGCACUCAACCAGGACACACUGAGGACUCUGCCAUCUGCUGGAGGAAACCCGACUCUGCAGGCCAGUUUUUGUGAAGACAGAGAAUUUGGUUACAGUGUGGGCUUGAAUCCCCCAGAGGAGGAAGCUGUGGCAUCCAAGGCACACCCAGAGCCCCUCAGUGCCUCCCUCAGGAUUGACACCCAUCAGGCUAGAGUGACACCCUCUAAGGAGCCAUCCCUGUACUAUGGAGUGUGCCCGGUGUAUGAGGACGGCCCAGUGAGAAAUGAAAAGAUCCAUGUUUAUGAAGAUAAAAAGGAGGCAUUGCAAGCUGUCAAAAUGAUCAAAGGGUCCCGAUUUAAAGCUUUUCCAACCAGAGAAGAUGCUGAGAAAUUUGCUAAAGGGAUUUGUGACUAUUUCCCUUCUCCAAGCAGAGCCUCGUCACCGCUGUCCCCCGUGCGGGCAGCACCGCUCUUCAGCAGUGGUGGGCUGAAAGAUGGUCUGUGCUUAUCUGACUCAGAAACAGUGAACAAGGAGCGAGCCAACAGUUACAAAAACCCCCGCACACAGGACCUCACUGCCAAGCUGCGGAAAGCUGUGGAGAAGGGGGAAGAGGACACCUUCUCUGACCUCGUCUGGAGCAACCCCCGGUAUCUGAUUGGCUCAGGAGACAACCCCACCAUUGUGCAGGAAGGGUGUAGGUACAAUGUCAUGCAUGUUGCUGCCAAAGAGAAUCAGGCUUCUGUCUGCCAGCUGACGUUGGAGACGCUGGAAAACCCCGAGUUCAUGCGGCUCAUGUACCCCGACGACGACCAGAGCAUGCUGCAGAAGCGCGUCCGCUACAUCGUGGACCUGUAUCUGAACACCCCAGACAAAGCGGGCUAUGAUACACCUUUGCACUUUGCUUGUAAGUUUGGGAAUGUGGACGUGGUCAAUGUACUUUCUUCACAUCCUUUGAUUGUGAAAAACCCAAGGAAUAAAUAUGGAAAAACACCUGAAGAUGUGAUUUGUGAACGAAGCAAAAAUAAGCCUGCACAACUGAAAGAGCGGAUCAGAGAGUACCUCAAGGGUCACUACUACGUGCCUCUUCUGAGAGCAGAAGAUACUUCCUCUCCGGUCAUCGGGGAGCUGUGGUCCUCAGACCAGACAGCUGAGGCCUCACACACCAGCCACUGUGGAGGUGACCCCAGAGAACCUGUGCUGACCCUGAGAGCCUUCGCAGGGCCCCUGAGUCCGUCCAAGGCAGAAGAUUUUCGAAGACUCUGGAAAACUCCACCUCGAGAGAAAGCAGGCUUCUUCUACAGUGUCAGGAAAUCUGACCCGGAAAGAGGCGUUGAGAGAGUGGGAAGGGAGCUAGCUCAUGAGCUGGGGUAUCCCUGGGUUGAAUACUGGGAAUUUCUGGGCUGUUUUGUGAACCUGUCUUCCCAGGAGGGCCUGCAGAGACUGGAGGAGUAUCUUGCUCAGCAGGAAACGGGCAGAAACGAGGCCUGUCCCCAAGACCAAGCCCCAGCCUCUGGCAAUGGGAAGAAGUGCAGCAAUUCCAUUUCUGUGGGGGCAUUUCUAGAUGAGGACGAUGACGUGAGCUUGGAAGAAAUUAAAAAUUGGCAGAAUACAACUCACAAUCAGAGCCAGCCCACAAUCGAUGGUUCUCGAAACACAAAGCACUGUGGCCUUCCCCUGGGUGAGAAGGCAGACCCAGAAGAAGCCUCCGACCAGCACCAUCCCCACGUGAGCAGGAAUGGGCUCUGCAGGAUCCCAGGUGUGGAGAGGCCAGAGACCCUCAGCAGAGAGGAGGCUCUUUCGUCACCUGUCUCCAGUGUGACUCUUGAGUUUGAUAAAAUGAAUUUGCAAAAUCUAGGAGGUAGCCUUUCAAAGACAGCAAAUAAAAAUAUGAAAACUAAAGAUAAGAUCCUGGUUUCAGGAGAGGCCACAGUAGGAAGUGACUUGUUGACACCACCUGCUGCUGCUGUCGGGCUCGGAAAUAACCAGGUAAGGACAGACAGCGAGAUGUCAACUGGACUGGCGAAGAUGUCCCUGGACCCCAGCACUCCUGAGCAGGGGACCCAGCAGAGGUGCGAACCUCAGUCCCAGCCCACAGCCUCGUCUGCAUCCUCCCCCUCCACAAGGGACUGCGCCAGGAAACUCUUCCUUUUUGGAGAGGAGCCAUCAAAACUAGAUCGGGAUGUCUUGGCAGCUCUGGAACAUGCAGAUGUUGACCCACGUCAGUACCCAGCUGUGCACAGGUGGAAGAGCGCGGUCCUGUGCUACUCUGCCUCAGACAGACAGAGUUGGCCAAGCCCUGCCCUGAAAGGAAGGUUCAAGUCUCAGCUGCCGGAUCUUGGUUGCCCGCGCGGCUCCAGUCCAGUGCGAAGUGGUGCGCCUGGCAGCAGCCCUGGGAAACCCAGCCAUGCUUCCUGCUCCCCUGGCCUGGGUAGCCCCGGGCGCUACAGCCCUGCACGUGGGAACCACCUCCGCAGGGUGGCACACAUGGCCCAGCUCACAGUCCUGUAGGCUUGGCACUUGCUGCAGAGGCUUGGGUUUCCUAUGGUUAUUGGUCAAAUUUCACAAAGGAAUAUAUCCUGAAUAAUUUAUUAAUCCUCUCUUUGGGUCAUAAUUCUAGAAAUGCAAAUGUUCUAAAUAAAAUUUACAUUUCUGAUAUUUUGGAAGAAGUUAAUAAAAGUAAACUCAGAUACACGUUUCAGGUAGUAGUCCUAGGUUUGUUGUUGGGCAAAGGUGCAACAGCCCUUAAACAGCAGGUGGCCACCACUUCCCAAACUCAACAGGUGUCGUGGCGCAAAGAGGCUGGCCCCGGGGUCAGCGUCGGCCUGCAAGCAGCUGCACUUGCCUCCACUCCAUUUCCAAGUCAAGGAUGAACCAUGUGUUGUCUUGCCUUUCCUGGGGCAGCAGCAUUUGGGUGCAGGGUGGUCUGCGUGUCUUCCUGGACUUGAGCAGACGAGGAGGAGGGCAGCAGGGAGCCAGUGAGCUUGCCUCUCAGGUACGCAGUGGUGUUCAGGACACUGCUGAGCAUGGGAGUAGGUGAAAGUAGCUUUUUCUUGGAAAAAAACAUUCUAACCAUUGGGAUUCAUGAAGAUAGUCAGAACACUCACCAGCUGUAACCAAAAGGUAUUCUCACCAGCACCGAGCUCCCCGUUCACCUUAGUUACAAGCAUAGUAGUGAUCAUUAAUCUGUAAGCUGUUCCCUAGCUUUGAAAUUUGUCCUGAGAAUUAGAUAAGCAUCAAUUUUUCUGUUACAGAUUAUACAGGUGGAUCCCACGUAGAAUUCAUUUCAAUUGGAUUUCUUUUUGAAAAGAGCAUUACGCUACAGUACAGAAACCAAAAUUUGAGUCCAUUCCAGUUACUUGUGGUGUUGACCUAGGCUUUUCCCUUGGCACCAACCUGGUCUGUCCCUAGAGCAUGUGGGGAGCAGGAAGCACCGCCAGCUGUCCAGGUGCCUGAGACAAGAUGGCCUUGCAACAGGCUGGUCUCCUCCCAGUGUCAGGACAGUGGUUCCCACACAGCAGUUCUGUGGACACAUCCAGCGUUUGAUCCAAAAUGAAAACUGCUGCUGCUCUUGCCAACCUCAGUGCCUUCUGUAAAUCAGUUUUAAUUUUCCUGAUUUAACUUUUUGAGACUGUACAAUAAUAUUAAGUAGGUAUUCUUUUUCAUAUGUAAAAUUGCUGAAAUGAACUGUGUAAAGAGAAAAGUUUAUUUCAUGUGAUAAACAUGUCGGUUGGGAAUAUUGGAAUUACUAUUUAGGUCUUAAAUUCAGGUUUGUUACAUGGGGUGUGUCAUUUGUCAUGCACAGACAAGCUCUGGGCACAGGACAGAAAUGGCACAGUCUAAACAGUGCAUUUAAAAAAGGCAUCUUUGUUCUCAACAAAAUCAAAACACGGAUGUUACACUCACAGUGAUGAUCUGUUUUCUUUAAAGGCUUACCUUAUUCUAUAUAUUGUUGUAAAUAUGCAAAUUGAAAUUAAAAUAGCUUUUGCUCUAAUUUUGCAGACUCUUGUUUUCUGUAGUUUUAGGCUGCCUUUGACUAUUUCUCCAUUUGUUUGAACCUGUUUUAGUAAAUGCUUUGUUUCCUGGGUGAUUCUGUGUCCUUUUAAAAACUACUGAAUAAAGUUAUUUUUACACCAUG
This is a messenger RNA of Sciurus carolinensis (gray squirrel), 4741 nucleotides long. It is a transcript of the gene Ankle2, whose product is annotated as ankyrin repeat and LEM domain containing 2. The transcript is spliced from 13 exons. Gene Ontology annotation, biological process: negative regulation of phosphorylation. The record is from RefSeq and is a predicted model, not a curated record. Gene Ontology annotation, molecular function: protein phosphatase 2A binding. Gene Ontology annotation, cellular component: endoplasmic reticulum. Lineage: Eukaryota; Metazoa; Chordata; Mammalia; Rodentia; Sciuridae. Bases 238 to 3114 code for a protein of 958 amino acids.